AUGUCUGCUCCUAAGAAUCAUGUACAGUUUACCUUGAAAGUCAUGAUCAAUAAAGAUAAAACCAAGGUUCUCUUUGCAGAGGCCGACAGCGAUUUUUUUGACAUUUUGCUGAGCUUCCUGACAUUGCCAUUGGGAAAGAUCGCGAAAAUCGUCGUGGAUCGCUAUGGAGACAACACACCAUUGGCAGUCGGUAGCUUGACCUCUUUGUACAAUAGCCUUGCCGAUCUUGAUGUGCUUCAUUUUCAUACAGAGACAGGUAAACAAAUGCUGCUAAACCCGAGAAGCGUGUUUGAUAACGAAUGCUGUAAGCUGAAGCUGAACCUUAAUGAUUCCGAGCCGACCAAGUACUUUACAUGCGGACGGCCGAAGAGUAGGAAGCACAAUUUCAGCAUGUACUAUGAUACUGUUGGAUGUGAUUGUGGGAAAACUAUGAGCAAAGAAACAAAAUUUUUAUCAUCUGAGGCUGCUGAAGAUGGCAAUGAUGAUCAAGCUUUUUGCAGGAAAGGUGCUUCCUUUAUAAUCAGUAAUGAUAUGCGGUUGGCGCUGACGGGGUCAGUCUUAAGGACUCUAGCAGAACUUGGUAUUAGGGACACCAAAGGAGCCGAGAUGAGGAAUGUGACAUUCGGAUAUAAUGAGAUUAUAGAUUUGCUUCAAGGCAUGUUCGUGUCACGGACUCCUUUGACCGACGUCAUAAUCGGCAAAGCUCAAAGUAACUCUCGAGUUCUCAUCCCCAAGACAGAGGAAACUACUGUUUCCAACUGUGAGAAGAAGAUGAUAUUGAAUGUAAUGCUACAAAAAUCUACGCAAAAGUUAAUAUUUGCGCAAGCCAAGGAUGAUUUUGUCGAAUUUCUCUUUAGUUUGCUCACGAUCCCACUCGGUGGAGCUUUGUCACUUCUGGGGACCAACACUGGCGCUACGAGUUUAGACAAUUUCUACACGAGUGUAGAAAAUAUUAAUGGCGACGAGUACUUGAAGACUAAAGAUACAAAGGCGAAAUUACGGGAUACGCGACUACCUAUUGGAUAUAUGUCCCCAAACCAACUUCUCCCUCUAACCGAAGGAGGAUAUCGUGAACUUCAUUAUAGUAGGCCCUCUGAAUAUUAUCGGUGUAAUGGUUAUUUGUCUCCUUCAACCAUUACAUAUAGGCGGUCCAGGUUGCUUCGUUACAAAUCUCCAAAAGGCAAUGGGAAUUACGUGAAGGGGCCAACAAUGUAUAUGGUGACGGAUGAUUUAACCGUCACUCCAUUGUGUGUGACCUCAAGCCUGUCUAUUUUGGACCGGCUGGGAAUCCCCUUGUCUGAUGUCCGAGAAUUGGAGCUUAACAUUGGAUUGGAAGAGGUUCUGAGCAUUUUGAAGGCAUCUCUUACCUCAACUUCCGCCCUGACCAAUGGCCUUUUCCGUCCGUCACCGAAAAAGCGUGUGAAACAAGAACACUGA
Messenger RNA from Striga hermonthica, 1437 nucleotides. Lineage: Eukaryota; Viridiplantae; Streptophyta; Magnoliopsida; Lamiales; Orobanchaceae. The record is from the annotation of a GenBank genome assembly.